Molecule: messenger RNA, 1981 nt
Organism: Exophiala dermatitidis NIH/UT8656
Lineage: Eukaryota; Fungi; Ascomycota; Eurotiomycetes; Chaetothyriales; Herpotrichiellaceae
Product: protein transporter SEC61 subunit alpha
Exons: 4
Coding region: 277-1707 (476 amino acids)
Biological process (GO): post-translational protein targeting to membrane, translocation; SRP-dependent cotranslational protein targeting to membrane, translocation
Cellular component (GO): Sec61 translocon complex; membrane
Molecular function (GO): signal sequence receptor activity; ribosome binding; transmembrane protein transporter activity
Source: RefSeq, a predicted model, not a curated record
CCCUGAUCUGGCCCUGAGGGCCGUCAUGGCUCUUGGCAGACUGCGCAGUUGUCACAGUGUCCUCACGGGCACCGAAAUGCUACGUGCUCCAGACACAAGUCCAUAGCUUUCAGGGGACAAGGACACUUCUCUUCCACUGCCAGCUUGUUCUUCUUCAUCUGCUUUUUGAGCAGGCCGUUCCCCCCUCUCUUCUCUCCUUCUACCGACCUCCCUGACCACUCUCUCAAUCCCAGGGUUAUUUGACCUGUUGUCUCGCGGGCAGCCAUUGUAGCAACCAUGAGUGGUCUCCGUUUCCUCGAUCUCAUCAAACCCUUUACGCCCCUCCUGCCGGAGGUGGCAGCACCUGAGUCCAAGGUUCCAUUUAACCAGAAGUUGAUGUGGACAGGAUGCACACUACUCAUCUUUUUGGUCAUGAGCCAGAUGCCUCUGUAUGGCAUCGUCUCGUCUGACACGUCCGAUCCGAUCUACUGGCUGCGUAUGAUGUUGGCCAGUAACAGGGGCACGUUGAUGGAGUUGGGAACAACGCCCAUUAUCUCUUCGGGAAUGGUUUUCCAGCUUCUGGCCGGUACUCACCUUAUCGAUGUCAACCUUGACCUCAAGUCUGAUCGCGAACUAUACCAAACUGCGCAAAAGCUGUUUGCCAUCAUUCUUUCUUUCGGCCAAGCCUGCGUUUUCGUCCUCACUGGUCUCUACGGCCAGCCAAGCGACCUUGGUGCCGGUAUCUGUCUGCUUCUGAUUGUCCAGCUGGUCAUUGCUGGUCUGGUGGUUAUCCUGCUCGAUGAGUUGCUGCAAAAGGGCUAUGGGUUGGGAUCUGGUAUCUCUCUCUUCAUCGCUACAAAUAUCUGCGAGUCCAUCAUCUGGAAGGCAUUCUCCCCGACGACGAUCGAUACUGGGCGUGGCAAGGAGUUUGAGGGUGCAGUCAUUGCGCUCUUCCACCUCCUCGUCACUUGGCCAGACAAGACCCGUGCCCUGCAAGAAGCCUUCUACCGACAACACUUGCCCAACAUCAUGAACCUGCUCGCGACUUUGGCAGUCUUCGCCGCAGUCAUCUACCUGCAAGGCUUCCGCGUCGAGAUUCCGGUCAAGUCCUCCCGUCAACGUGGCAUGCGCGGCUCUUACCCCGUGCGCCUCUUCUACACCUCGAACAUGCCCAUCAUGCUGCAAUCCGCUCUUGCGUCCAACAUCUUCAUGAUCAGUCAGAUGCUUUACACUCGAUUUUCGGACAAUCUUCUGGUCAAGAUGCUUGGAACAUGGGAACCAAGAGAAGGAUCGUCUCAGCUUUAUGCAUCUGGUGGCAUUGCUUACUACAUGUCACCCCCACUCAGCUUCCGCGACGCGCUUGUCGACCCCAUCCAUACGGUCAUCUACAUUACCUUCAUUAUUGUGACAUGCGCCGUCUUUUCCAAGACCUGGAUCGAGGUGUCCGGUUCUGCCCCACGGGACGUUGCGAAACAACUCAAGGAACAGGGUCUUGUCAUGGCUGGUCAUCGUGAGCAGAGCAUGUACAAGGAGUUGAAGCGGGUCAUUCCUACUGCUGCGGCUUUUGGUGGUGCCUGUAUUGGAGCUCUCUCUGUUGCCAGUGAUAUGCUUGGAGCACUUGGAAGUGGUACUGGUAUCUUGUUGGCCGUCACCAUCAUCUACGGCUACUUUGAAAUCGCUGCCAAAGAGGGCGAUUUUGGCGGUAACCUCAAGGGUUUAAUUGCUUGAGCUUGAGCCUGAGAUGGUGAAUAAGGGGCAAUAUAGAGCAAUAACCUUAUUGAUGACAGGAGGGCUAUGUCAUUGAACUAAAAAAGUGUGCCGUUUUUCUGCAUAGCAUGGGGGAGUGUCGCCCUUUUGGUGUGGAGUGACACAGAUAUGAAGGUGAUUGAAUAACUUUGUGUACAGUAGCUAUGUUGUUGGGUACUUACUGUACUGCACUGUACUUUUAACGGGCAGGCGAGGACCCAAAUAGCAGGAGCAGAAAUUCAAGAAGUCAAGUCCA